This is a messenger RNA of Oldenlandia corymbosa var. corymbosa, 603 nucleotides long. The record is from the annotation of a GenBank genome assembly. Lineage: Eukaryota; Viridiplantae; Streptophyta; Magnoliopsida; Gentianales; Rubiaceae.
AUGGAUCCAUCCUUGUCCCUAUCUGAUGGUGAAAGUGAUGAUGAGAGCUCAUCAAGUACAGUAAGGAAGACAUAUGUUAUCCUUCGUAUGUUGGAAUUUGCUUCCCAGUUAAAGGAGUUGGGGAUGAAAGAUUCAAACCAUGUCACGGUUGAAGAAAUAGUUGCAACGUUUCUUUAUGUCCUCUCUUUUAAUCUGACAAACCGCAAAGUCAGUUUUGAUUUCAUUAGAUCAGGGGAUACUGCUAGUCGAUACUUCAAUAUGGUCCUACAAGCUGUACUAAAACUGGGAGGCAAUAUGUGGUGCAACAUACAACAGAAAUGGAAGGAUUCGAGGAUGAAAAAUGGGACUGGUUUGAGUCUUAUUCGAGUAGAAGAACCUAAUGAUCCAUUACUGGAAGAAGUUGAUCAUGAGCUUCUUAACCGAGUUAAUCCAGAUGGUGAUGAUCAGAAUGAGGAAGAACAGAAUCAGCCAAACAUGCAAGGUGGUGCGAAUGUUGAAGACUCUGAUCGCAUUACACUUGUGCAAUCUACACAUGAGUGGACUAGAUUUAGAGAUGCAUUAGCUCAAGCUAUGUUUAUUGAUUAUCAAAACAGGCGUAGAUGA